Molecule: messenger RNA, 2143 nt
Organism: Triticum dicoccoides
Lineage: Eukaryota; Viridiplantae; Streptophyta; Magnoliopsida; Poales; Poaceae
Product: pentatricopeptide repeat-containing protein At5g27460-like
Exons: 2
Coding region: 18-1571 (517 amino acids)
Cellular component (GO): mitochondrion
Molecular function (GO): protein binding
Source: RefSeq, a predicted model, not a curated record
GGUACCGAGCCGGCCCCAUGGCCAUGGCCGCCGCUGUCGCGCGCCGCCUCCUCCGCCUGCUCUCCUCGCGCUCGAACCCUAAACCCGCCUCCCUCUCCUCCUGCUCCUCUUCCUCCUCCUUCGACACUCCGGCCACCGCCGGCGAGCGCGAGGGCGACCCCCUCUCGUGGCGCCUCCUCCGCCUCCGGUCGCCGGGCGCGGCGGCCGCGGCCAUCGACGGAUGGGCCCAGGAGCGCGGCCGCGUCUGGCGGCCGGACCUCCAGCGUGCCGUCUCCCAGCUCCGCCGCGCACGCCGCUACGGCCACGCUCUCGAGAUUUUAUCAUGGAUGGACUCACGCAAAGAAAUUAAACUAUUACCAUUGGAUCAUGCAGCUAGACUGGACUUGAUUGCGAAAGUGCACGGUACUUCUCAAGCUGAGGAAUAUUACAACAAAUUACCAAACUCUGCUUCAAGGGAAGCUGCCUCAUUCCCUCUCCUCCAUUGCUAUGUUGCUGACAGAAAUGUUCAGAAAGCAGAGUCCUUUAUGGCUAGCCUGCAGAGUAUUGGGCUGCCCGUCGAUCCUCACUCGUUCAAUGAAAUGAUGAAACUCUAUGUUGCAACAUGUCAGUAUGAGAAGGUGUUCAGUGUAAUCGAUCUGAUGAAACGCAACAACAUUCCCAGGAAUGCUCUCUCAUAUAACCUUUGGAUGAACGCAUGCUCUGUCUCUGAUGUUUCGUCUGUACAAUCAGUCUUCAAGGAGAUGGUUAAUGAUGGCACAAUUGAGGUUGGUUGGAGCACAUACUGUACAUUGGCCAACAUCUUCAAGAAGCAUGGACUGAAUAGUAAAGCCCUGGCUUGCCUUAGGACGGCCGAAACAACAUUAUCAACAACACAGCGCUUAGGAUAUUCUUUUGUAAUGACAUGUUACGCUGCUCUGGGUGACAGCGAUGGGGUUAUGAGACUGUGGGAGGCUAGUAAAUGUGUCCCAGGUAGAAUCCCCGCUGCUAACUACAUGACUGCUAUUUUAUGUUUGAUAAAAGUUGGCGACAUUGACCGGGCUGAGUGGAUAUUUGGAAGCUGGGAAGCGGUGUGCAGGAAGCAUGAUGUGCGGGUUUCAAAUGUUCUUCUAGGUGCUUAUGUGAGGAACGGGUGGAUUGAAAAGGCUGAGAAGCUUCAUCUGCACAUGCUCGAGAAAGGUGCACGGCCAAACUACAAGACGUGGGAGAUAUUGAUGGAGGGAUUUGUUCAGAGUAGGCAGAUGGACAAGGCUGUCAAUGCCAUGAAGAAAGCUUUAUCUCUAAUGAAGAGCUGCCAUUGGAGACCUCCACUCAAACUGGUUGAGGCCAUCGCAGCAUUCUUCGAGGAGCAAGGAAACACGGAUGAUGCAAGCAGAUAUAUUAAGCUUCUUCAAAAGUUUAACCUGACAAGCUUGCCCCUGUACAAGUCCGUGCUUCAAGCAUAUAUUAAAGCUGAUACCGUGGUGCCAACAAACAUUUCCGAGAUGAUAGCAAGAGAUGACAUCGUUAUGGAUGAAGAAAUGGACCACUUGAUCAUACGUGCUAGCAAGAUAGAUAUCAGAGGCGAUGUGUAACUAUGAAAUGUAACAGCCUGUGAUCCAGACACAUGCUAUAUAGCAUUUUGCUGAUGUCGCAAAAUAGAACUGCAGAUUAGACUGAGAACAACACAUGACAAAACAACAUUUCAUUGCUUAGCAGGCAAGCAAAGUGAAUUCUUGUCUGUCAUCUGAAGUGAUGAUUUCUCACAGAGAUGACAAUUAUAUGCUUUUAUUGUGGAGGAUCUCCGUUGUAUGUACUUGAGACGAGCCUGAGAAAUUUGGAGGGCUUCAUACUUUUGUGAGAACCGGAUAAUGGGUUCUUAUAGCUUUAUUGGGAUGAUUAGUCAUGAGCAAAGUGAAUUCUUAUUUCUUAACAGAGAUGACGAUUAUAUGCUUUUAUUGUGUAGGAUCUCUGUUGCCUGUACAAAGACGAUCCUGAGAAAUUUGGAGGCCUUCAUACUUCUGUAAGAACCGGAUUAGGUGGUUCUUAUAGCUUUAUAGAGAUGAUUAGUGAUGUACUUGUGUGUGUAUUUUCCUUUUUCAAAGAUUUGUUGUCUCUGAAUACUGUAGUUAUUCAUCUUCAAUAUCAUCCCUGGAGUUUUGUCAAA